AUGAGGAGAUGGCAAGAGUGGUCUUAUGUUGGAGACAACAAAGAAAGGGGAGCUUUUCCUAGUCUCUCUAGGCUUCAUCUGGAGGAUUGUCCUAAGCUAAUCGGAAUAUUACCAUUAGAUUGCUUCCCCAUGCUUCAAUCGCUGAGAGUCUUGAAUGCCAAUAUAGAAGGCAUUACAAUGUCACAAGGAUCAAAAUGCCCUGAACUGAGUAAGCUGAGAAUGUAUGAUUGCUGGAAUUUUGGUUAUUUUCCUGAGGGAGGGCUGCAUGCUCCCAACUUGACCGUUAUAGAUAUCGAUGGAUGCAGUAAUUUGAGGUCACUACCAGAACACAUGAACACCCUUCUUCCAUCUCUCGAGUCUAUGUCCAUAGGACUUUGUCCAAAACUGGAAUCAUUUCCAGAAGGGGGAUUGCCAUCAAAUUUGAAGUCACUGAAUAUACGUUCCUGCAAAAGACUCAUUGCAAACCGAAUGCAAUGGGGACUGCAGGAACUCACCUCUCUCGAAGUCUUGACAAUUGACUUCAUAAGAUGUGAGGAUCCAGAAUCAUUUCCGGAGGAGGGCCUGAUGCCAAUCUCUCUUGUCUCUCUCUCCAUCUACGAUCUUUUGAAUAUGAAGACCAUUAAAGGCAAGGAGUUGAGACACCUCAGCUCGCUUCCAAGAAUGGAAAUAUGGGGAUGCCCCAAGCUCGAGUGCUUGCCAGAUGAAGGGCUUCCGGCUUCUCUUACUUGUCUAAGAAUAGAGGGAUGUCCUUUGCUGAAGCAAAGAUGCCACAGAGACCAAGGGGAAGAUUGGCCCAAGAUUGCUUACAUCUCCAACAUAUGGAUCGAUGGAAACCGAUAUCACGUGUGA
Messenger RNA from Fragaria vesca subsp. vesca, 849 nucleotides. Its product is annotated as putative disease resistance protein At3g14460-like. Bases 1 to 849 code for a protein of 282 amino acids. The transcript has a single exon. The record is from RefSeq and is a predicted model, not a curated record. Lineage: Eukaryota; Viridiplantae; Streptophyta; Magnoliopsida; Rosales; Rosaceae.